AUGUCGAUCACAUCAACAGAACUCGACGGAAUCCUGCCACUGCUGGCCAAAGGAAAAGUCCGUGACAUCUACUCGGUGGACGCUGAGACGCUUCUGUUCGUGGCUACCGAUCGUAUCUCUGCGUACGAUGUGAUCAUGGAAAAUGGAGUCACCGACAAGGGAAAGCUGCUUACACAGUUGUCUGUGUUCUGGUUUAAGUUCCUUGCUCCUUUUGUCAAGACCCAUAUUGUUGCUAGUGAUGAUGCCGAUGUGUUUGCGAGAUUGCCCUCUGCUCUUAGUGCAGAGCCAUACCGCUCGCAGCUUGCCGGCCGCUCUCUGAUUGUGCAAAAAUAUCAGCUGAUCCCUCUUGAGGUGAUCGUGCGUGGAUAUAUCACCGGAUCUGCUUGGAAAGAGUACGUUGCUCAUGGAACUGUUCAUGGAUUGGCAAUGCCUGCUGGACUCCUGGAGAGCUCUGCUUUCCCGGAACCAAUUUUCACGCCCUCAACUAAAGCAGAUCUAGGUGCCCACGACGAGAACAUUUCUCCUGAGGCUGCCGCUGAACUUGUGGGUAAGGAUAUUUGUGACCGUGUUGCUGCCAAGGCAAUUGAGCUCUACUCCAAGGCACGUGCCUAUGCUGAGACCAAGGGAAUCGUCAUUGCAGACACCAAGUUCGAGUUCGGUGUGACUCCUACUGGAGAGCUCGUGCUAGUGGAUGAGGUUUUGACUCCAGACAGCUCGCGGUUCUGGAGCAAAGCCACAUAUGCGGUUGGUCGGGGUCAGGACUCGUACGACAAACAGUUUCUUCGUGACUGGCUGACUGCUAACAAGUUGAAUGGAAAAGAAGGUGUCGCCAUGACUGCAGAGAUCGAGAAGAGAACGGCGGAAAAGUACAUCGAGGCGUAUGAGGCUUUGACAGGUGAGAAGUGGUGA
Molecule: messenger RNA, 909 nt
Organism: Kuraishia capsulata CBS 1993
Lineage: Eukaryota; Fungi; Ascomycota; Pichiomycetes; Pichiales; Pichiaceae
Exons: 1
Coding region: 1-909 (302 amino acids)
Biological process (GO): 'de novo' IMP biosynthetic process
Cellular component (GO): cytoplasm
Molecular function (GO): phosphoribosylaminoimidazolesuccinocarboxamide synthase activity
Source: RefSeq, a predicted model, not a curated record